CAUAAUAGAACUUCAAAAUUGCCUUCUUUGAAUUACGUAAUUGGUUACAAAAGAAAAUAAAUGGUGAAAUGCGAUACGUCAAAGUCAAAGCAGAUGUCGCUGGUGUCGCCAUGUUUUUUUAAAUAACAACUUUAUUUUUAUUUGCUGAAUUGAGCGGAACGUGCGACGAAAAAUGGCUCUAACACGUGCUUUGUUAGGCGCUGCUAAUUUAUCGAGAUCAGUUAAAAUAACUAGCAAAAGUUUUCCAGCAUUUCCUCGGCAUUUUCACCUGUCAAACUGCGCACUCGCAGAACGUUUGUACACCGACAAGCACGAAUGGGUGGAAGUUACCGGAAAAAUAGGAAUCGUAGGAAUAUCACACUAUGCACAGGAAGCCCUAGGAGACGUUGUAUACGCCCAAUUACCUGACGUAAAUACAGUUCUGAAGCAAAAAGAUGAAUGCGGCGCUUUGGAGAGCGUAAAGGCGGCUAGCGAAAUAUACAGCCCGAUUUCGGGGAAAGUUGUUGAGAAAAAUGGCGAUGUGGAGGAAAAACCGUCCCUGAUAAACACAGAUUGCUAUGCAAAAGGUUGGUUGUUUAAAGUGGAAAUCGAAAAUAACGGCGAAAUAAAAGAGUUAAUGACAGAGGACCAGUACAAAGAAUUCCUGAAAACGGCGGAAUCCCAUUAAUUUUUUAAUUGUUUUUCUGUAAAUAAAUAAAUACAUAGUUGGCGUUGUUGU
Molecule: messenger RNA, 718 nt
Organism: Phyllotreta striolata
Lineage: Eukaryota; Metazoa; Arthropoda; Insecta; Coleoptera; Chrysomelidae
Source: the annotation of a GenBank genome assembly